Molecule: messenger RNA, 1796 nt
Organism: Xenopus laevis (African clawed frog)
Lineage: Eukaryota; Metazoa; Chordata; Amphibia; Anura; Pipidae
Gene: pmpcb.L
Product: peptidase (mitochondrial processing) beta L homeolog
Biological process (GO): proteolysis; protein processing
Cellular component (GO): mitochondrion; mitochondrial matrix
Molecular function (GO): metalloendopeptidase activity; signal peptidase activity; metal ion binding
Source: RefSeq, marked provisional
AACGCGUUUUUAGCGGAAAUGACGUUGAGUAGCUGUCUUAUGCAAGAUGGCGGCGUCCUUAAGGAGACUGAGUGGAUAUAUCGGCAAGGCUGCGAUCAGGGGUUUGGUGAGCAAAUCACAGCCCAUAGGAUUUGGAAUAAGCAGAAAUAGGUCCACACAAGCAUUCACCCAAGCAGUUCUAAAUGUACCAGAGACUAAGGUGACCGCUUUGGAAAAUGGACUAAGAGUUGCUUCAGAGGAUUCUGGACUUUUAACUUGCACGGUUGGGCUCUGGAUUGAUGCUGGAAGCAGGUAUGAGAACCAGAUGAAUAAUGGAACUGCACAUUUUCUGGAGCACAUGGCAUUUAAGGGAACUAAAAACCGUUCCCAACUUGACUUGGAGCUGGAGAUUGAAAACAUGGGUGCUCAUCUUAAUGCAUACACUUCUCGAGAGCAGACUGUGUACUAUGCAAAAGCUUUCUCCAAAGAUCUACCAAGAGCAGUGGAAAUCCUUGCAGACAUUAUUCAGAACAGCACCCUAGGUGAGGCUGAGAUUGAAAGGGAAAGAGGAGUCAUCUUACGGGAGAUGCAGGAAGUGGAGACCAAUCUACAAGAAGUGGUUUUUGAUUAUCUGCAUGCAACAGCGUAUCACAACACUGCUCUGGGAAGGACAAUACUUGGACCCACAGAAAAUAUCAAAUCAAUAAAUCGCAAUGAUUUGGUGGAGUAUAUAACAACACAUUACAAAGGGCCAAGAAUAGUUCUGUCAGCUGCAGGAGGUGUAUCACAUGAUGAAUUGCUGCAUUUGGCAAAGUUUCAUUUUGGUAAUUUACCAUCCAUAUAUGACGGGGAAACCCUUCCUCCCUGCUCCUUCACAGGUAGUGAGAUCCGUGUUCGAGAUGAUAAAAUGCCACUUGCUCACAUUGCAGUUGCCGUAGAAGCAGUGGGUUGGUCCCACCCCGACACAAUUCCACUUAUGGUUGCCAAUACACUUAUUGGAAACUGGGACAGAUCAUUUGGCGGUGGUGUGAAUUUAUCAAGUAAACUUGCCCAGCUCACAUGUCAUGGAAACCUCUGUCACAGCUUUCAGUCAUUCAACACAUGUUACACAGACACUGGACUCUGGGGGCUCUAUAUGGUGUGUGAGCCCAACACAGUGGAGGAUAUGAUGCAUUUUGUUCAGAGAGAAUGGAUCAGACUCUGUACUAAUGUGACUGAAAAUGAGGUUGCCCGUGCUAAGAAUCUCCUAAAAACAAACAUGUUGCUUCAACUGGACGGGUCAACACCUAUCUGUGAAGAUAUUGGUAGACAGAUGUUGUGUUACAACCGCAGAAUUCCACUGCCUGAACUCGAAGCAAGAAUUGAUUUGAUCAGUGCUGAAACAAUACGUGAAGUAUGCACCAAAUAUAUUUAUAACAAGAGCCCUGCAGUUGCUGCUGUUGGCCCCAUUGGACAACUUCCUGAUUAUGACAGAAUACGAAGCGGAAUGUACUGGCUAAGAGAUUAAAUAAAAGGGUAUCCCAGCACUAGGCAGACUUUUGUUGCACAUAGAUGUUAUUGCCAAAAGGUUCUGACUUGUUUGUAGACUGUGUAGACUGUGCUCUAUGAAAGAACCUAGAGAAUAUGCUUGCCCUGGAGAUCUCUGUCCCGAGAAGGAGAAAGGCUUUAAUCACAGGAACCGGUGUUUAGUGUAUUUGUUUAGAAAAACAUGGACACAAAGCACCAUACUACGGCAGCAAGUGAACUCUGCAAUGAGGAUUAUUAAAACUGAGUAUUUUAAUAACAUCUCUACUGUUAAUAUAAUUUAUCACGUCAAA